GUAGUUUUCUCCUGGGCACAACUCAUCAGCAUAGACUGUCUGUCAGCAGGUUCACAAAGCUGGUUAAGACCACCACAUCAUGGAGAACAUCACACAUGUGAUGAGCAAAUCGCCCUAUGGCCCAAAAAUGGAAUUCAGCACAAAAAACUGGGGUGUUGUGGUAAACACCAACUUGGCUGGAGGAAUUCUCCUGUCCACCUCUCUGCUGGGCCUGGCUACCUAUAUUGGUGCCUUCUGGGACCAAAGAGGUGCACUCAGUCUUUUUAAGAGAAGCUUCAUCACGUCCUUCUCGUGUGACCAUGGGAACCUCAAAGGUGUUCAGAACACCCAUGUCUCUCUUUUUGCUCUGAUUUUCAUCGAUGUUCUAAAUGUCAUCGGAGCAAUGACCUUAGGAAGUCACCUGGUUGCAGCUACCUGUCCUGGAAACACAUGUUUGUACACCGAAAACCUGUGGAUGUUUUCAAGACGGUAUUUAGUGAUGAUACAUCUCCUGACUGCCCUCAUUUCAAUCCUUUACCUCUGCCACCCACACCUGGGUUCCAAACUACGUUGUGUUUUCUCUGUGGUGUCUUUAUUGAUUUGUGUUUUAUACUAUAGUUCUAUGCUCUACACCAUUGAAGUACUAUACAUGCAAGAAGUGCUCACCUGCGGACUGGCUUUGGCUAUAACUGCAAAAUCUAAACUCACAGGGAGGAAAAAAGACAAGCUACGAAUUGUAACUGUUGCAUUGUGCACCUUCUUAGUUGUCUACCUUCCGGUUUUUGUUCUUGAUUACCUGAUCUAUAGUCGGACCAUCUCUGGGCUGCCAAUAGAAGACUAUUUUGUAAUUUAUGUAAAUGUGUAUUAUUUCACAAACUUUCAAGUCUUUCUCGAUGGACUCUUGUGCUAUUCAAUUUUGAAGAUGUCUGCAGCAGAAGAACAACAACAACCACAACAAUGGGAGCUACAAGAACAAGGGCUGCAGCAACUGCCACAACAAUUACAGCAACAAUUACCACAACCACCACGACCAUGGCAGCAACAACCACCACUACAACAAUCGCAGCAACAAUCACCACAACCACCACAACCAUGGCAGCAACAACCACCACCACAGCAAUGGCAGCAGCAGCAGCAACAGGGCUUAAUUUAUCCAAGGGUUCAUGUUAAUACAAAUGCAAUUACUGCAUAUAACAGGCAAAACUGGAAUUAAGUCUCUGGUCUAUGAAGUUUGACUCGAUCAUAACUCUGAAAUCAGCUACAUGUAGUAUUUGUUUCCCAAGUAUUUGCAACUGUGGACACUAAAAUCACUUAAAAAAAUGACUAGAUGGGUGAGGGCCUAGUUAAAGGUUGAUAGCACUAUUAUUCAGAUGGCUGUACUUUAUGUUCCAAUAAUUUAAAUUUAAAUUGGAUGAAAGGAAUUUUAAAUCAGAGAUUAAGAUGAUUAUUGUACCUCUAAUGUGAUUUUAAAGCCAAUGUAUAACACAGAAGAAUAAGUACACACAGAAUGCACUAUAAAUGUGAUUAUGUGACAAAUUACAGCAACUACACUGUAAU
Haplochromis burtoni (Burton's mouthbrooder) is the source of this 1536-nucleotide messenger RNA. RefSeq lists its product as uncharacterized. Lineage: Eukaryota; Metazoa; Chordata; Actinopteri; Cichliformes; Cichlidae. The transcript has 2 exons. Bases 80 to 1192 code for a protein of 370 amino acids. The record is from RefSeq and is a predicted model, not a curated record.